AUGUACACAAAGCUAAAAUCUACAGGGAUCUGUGGUACUGAUGAUCAUGUUCUGAAAAAAUUACACCCCAUGAAUUUUCCUUUAGCCCCAGGCCAUGAAGGAGCCGGUGUUGUGGAGAGUAUUGGCAAAGGAGCGAGCUCAGUAACACCAGGUGGAAAAAAAUGUGAUCAAGUCCUCACACUCAUUGUUCCACAGUGUAGAGAAUGCAGUUCCUGUUUGCACCUCAACGGAAACUUCUGUGAGAGACAAGAUGUUAUACCUUCUUCUGGAUUAAUGCUGGAUGGGACCAGGAGAUUUACCUGCAAAGGAAAAAGGAUUUAUCACUCUUUCCGCACCAGCACCUUCACUGAAUACACUGCUGUGCCUGAGAUCGCAGUGGCAAAAAUUGACGCUGCUGCUCCUCUGGAUAAAGUUUGUCUCAUGAGCUGUGAGUUUCCUGCAGGCUAUGGGGCUGCUGUUAACUCGGCCAACGUCACCCCUGGUUCUAUCUGUGUGGUCUUUGGACUUGGAGGGAUUGGCUCAGCCGUUGCCAUGGGCUGCAGAGCCUCUGGUGCUUCUAGAAUCAUUGGAGCUGAUACCAAUGAGGAAACAUUUCCCUGGGAAAGAGCCUUAGGGGUCACUGAUUAUCUCAACCCCAACCUCACGAAGCCAGUCCAGCAGUUGGUCAAGGAAAUGAUGGCUGUUGGUGUUGACUUUGCCUUUGAGGCCAUUGGACUUGUAGAUACCGUGAUUGCUGCUUGGGACUCCUGCAACCCGAGCUAUGGCGUCUGUCUGAUCGUUGGGUUGGCUAAACCAAAUGUACAGCUUUCCCUUGCGGCAGAACUAAUUGACAGUGGAUGGACACCGAAGGUGUAUGUGUAG
Messenger RNA from Molossus molossus (Pallas's mastiff bat), 861 nucleotides. RefSeq names its product alcohol dehydrogenase 6-like. Gene Ontology annotation, cellular component: cytosol. Gene Ontology annotation, biological process: retinol metabolic process; retinoic acid metabolic process. Gene Ontology annotation, molecular function: zinc ion binding; all-trans-retinol dehydrogenase (NAD+) activity. NCBI's taxonomy places the organism in Eukaryota, Metazoa, Chordata, Mammalia, Chiroptera, Molossidae. The record is from RefSeq and is a predicted model, not a curated record.